Molecule: messenger RNA, 1611 nt
Organism: Mirounga angustirostris (Northern elephant seal)
Lineage: Eukaryota; Metazoa; Chordata; Mammalia; Carnivora; Phocidae
Product: rho GTPase-activating protein 20-like
Exons: 12
Biological process (GO): signal transduction; regulation of Rho protein signal transduction
Molecular function (GO): GTPase activator activity
Source: RefSeq, a predicted model, not a curated record
AUGACCAAGGAAGCUCAUCUGGCUCCUCAGCAAGCACAUCAAAAGGAGUGUUUCUUCACCCGUUUCCUAAUGGCUCUUACCUUUGACAUCCUCUUAGCAAUUGAGUGUCCAGAGCAAACUGGUUUUCAUUUACUCCGCUUUACAAAACUCUACGUCUCUUUGGGUGCAUUUGUAUUUACACUUUCCUCAGAUGACUUCCUGAAGAGCUCUUCUGUUGAGGUGGAUGCCUGCAGCAAAAGCACUACAUCAUCUGAGGGUGCCGCCCAUACCCUGCUUAUCCACGGCCCCGUCGAGCUCAAGAGCGGCUGGAGGAGGCAGAAGCGGCACCUCUUCUUAUUCAGCGAUUUCUUGCUGGUGUCCAAUACCAAGUAUAAGAAAAAACUUAAGAUAAAAAAGAAAAUACCACUGAACACCAUGUGGACUGCCAACUGUAUGGACAGAGUGGAGGAUGCCAACAUCUGUGCUGGGAGGUCCUUUAUCCUGGGCUGGCCCACGGUGACCUUUGUGGCCACCUUCGGUUCUUCGGAACAAAAGGAAAAAUGGCAUUCUUUCCUUCAAAGGUAUAUCAGUCUGGCCAAAGAGAAGGACCAGCCCAAAAGCAUUCCUCUCAGAAUCUUCACUGAGGACAUCAAGAACUGUGCCUGUUCUGUAACUGUAACAGUAACAAAUUCAGACACAGUGAAUGACAUUAUCAACAUGUCACUACCAAUGCUAGGAAUAACUGGCUCUGAGAAAGACUACCAGCUGUGGGUGAGUGCUGGCAAGGAAGCGUCCCCACACCCACUCACUGGACAUAAACAUCCCUAUGGAAUUAAAAUGAGCCAUCUUCCAUCUACCACACUGCUGCCGCAGACACCAGAGGACUCCAUCUCUCCUUCCACCCUCCAGGAGUCCCUCCUUCUGGAGCAGGGGUUCGCAGAGAUGCAAGGCCAGUUCAUCCUGAAGCCCAGGCACCCAACGCAGAAUGAGCAAGGGAGAGAUUACGGGCAGAAGACACUUAAAAGCCGUUUUUUCAGAGACUGGGCCUGUUGUCUGGGCUCCAGCACUAGCCAGCACAGCCAGUGCACAACCCCACCUUCUUCAAAGCCAGGACAGCUCUUUGGAGUUUCCCUCAUGGAUGUGUGUGAUAAAGACAACCUGCCGUUGCCAAUUCUGGAUAUGCUUUCCUUUAUUAAUCAAAAAGGGCCACUCACAGAAUGCAUCUUCAGCAAAUCACCCAAUAUAAAAUCAACUAGGGUCAUAAAGGAGAAACUAAAUUCUGGGGUCAAAGUGGACCUGUACAGCGAAUCUGUUCAUGUGUUCGCAUCCGUCUUAAAGGAUUUCCUAAGAAAUAUCCCAGGAAGUAUAUUUUUGUUCAAUCUCUAUGACAAAUGGCUCGGUGUUAUUGAUCAAGGGAACGAAGAGGAGAAGAUGACUGCAGCGCGGAGGCUUUUAGCCCAGCUGCCAAGAGCAAAUGUUGUUCUCUUGCGAUACCUUUUUGGAGUGCUAUACAACAUCGAGCAACAUUCCUCAUCCAAUCAGAUGACAGCUUAUAAUUUAUCCGUUUGUAUAGCCCCAAGCGUUCUUUACCCACCUGAUUCCAACAGCUUGGAAUUGGAAGACAACUUGAUA